UUGGCCACUCCGAUUCAGUCGAGGUAAGCAACGGGCGCUAGUUUUUUAUUUCUGUUAAUGAGAAGCCCUUUUGCCGACUGAGUCGAAUUUUUUUUCUUGCCACAGCCAUGUAAACGGGCCAUUGACUGAAUUUUUUUUCUCGAACUUUACAUCUCUGAUACGCCAUAGAUGGUGCACCUUUAGCGGCCGCUAUUAUGAAGCUGGCAAUCAAUAAUGGUGACGCAUAUUGCAGAUACCCCUAUGCUGCGUUGCUCUACCGUGGAGCCAAAGGAUUCCCCGCAGACCGCGCCAAAGGGCGAGCGUACAUGGAGGUGCUGGCCAACCCCAAGAACAAGAGGUUCAAGGGUAUUCCCGUAGCGAUGACGGCCCUGGCUGGUAUCUAUGUCCGUGAAGACAAGAACUAUGAGGGUGCACGAGAUUUGUACGUCAAGGCUGCCCAUGCUGGCGAACCCCAGGCCAGCGUUGCCCUUGGACGGAUGUAUCUCAGCGGGGAGCUUCCUCGUGAUACUGCCAUGGCUCGCAAAUACUUUGAGAUAGCAACCAAGAGCGAUGAAAGUAGCCCAGAGGCCCAUUUUUUGCUGGGGUCCAUGGAGAUGGACCAAGAGAAACCCAAUUUCAAGGGUGCGUUCCAGCAUUUCCAAAAGGCCGCUUCCAAGGGCCUGCCAGAGGCUCAAUACAACGUCGGACUCGCCUAUUUUCGAGGCGUGGGCGUUCCCAAGAACGACGCGCUGGCGAUCGAGUACUGGAAAAUGUCUGGGCAGCAAGGUUUUGGGCUCGCGCAACUGAGUUUGGGAGCGUACUACUUCCAGAAUGAGGAGCCGCCAAAGGAGCCGGAGGAGGAACGUGCCGUAGGCUCGACCAAGACGGCCUUCAGACACGAGUGGGAUCUGUCCAAGAGGGACCUGAGUCAAGCACAGAAAUGGUUUACUUUGGCAAGUCGUCGGCCGGGCGACCUGGGACUGGAGGGGGCGCGGUUGAAGGCCCAGGUGGAAGAGGCGAUCAAGAAGGGUGGGGGCGGAAGAAGACAAGACCGACCUUGUACUAUCAUGUAGUGCCUGCUCCGACUAAUAAACGCGCUAUUGCAAUUUCGAUGUUCAGGCCACUUUCCCAUAGCCAAAUUGAAUGUAUCUUGGAUCUUGUAGCUUGUUCGGACUUUUGAACCAGAAAGAGCAUUGCUCCAAAGUGCAAAUAAUGAGCUGUGAAAAGUUAACUAUCGCCGGCAAAAAAUAAAAUAAAAUAAAAACGCGUUCAGCUCCAUGCGGUCAAAGAGUUCCGACAGGAUUGAACGCGUUUUUUU
This is a messenger RNA of Gamsiella multidivaricata, 1297 nucleotides long. RefSeq lists its product as uncharacterized. The transcript has a single exon. Bases 195 to 1052 code for a protein of 285 amino acids. NCBI's taxonomy places the organism in Eukaryota, Fungi, Mortierellomycota, Mortierellomycetes, Mortierellales, Mortierellaceae. The record is from RefSeq and is a predicted model, not a curated record. Gene Ontology annotation, molecular function: protein binding.